GAGAUGCUACACUCUGGGAUGGAACACUGACAACAACUGUGUAGGAGACGCAGGGGAGAAAGUUAAUAAAGACUGAGUGCUUUAGGCUAGUUGAUGGAUAGAAGGUUUUCCUCCCUGUAGAAAGGUGAGAUAGUAGUAACCUAUAGACUACGCCUGCUCAACAGCCAACAAGAACACACAGGAGGUCCUUAGGAGCGUUAUUUCAAACAGCAGGAGACCAUGAUGGCCAAGUUGUACGGGAGGCCCAGCGAGGGGGCAGAGCUAGUCAGUUCUCUGGAGUGGAUGGAUGAUGACGUGAGCUCCCCAGACGGAGACGAGCCAAUCACAGCACACCGCUACAGACCGGGUGGAAUGGGCCACCUGGGCAGGGAGCUGGGCAGUGAGGACAUGGAGGAGGAUGAAGAGGAAGGGGAAGAGGAGGACCAUGGAGAUGGGAACGCUCCCAAACGCAGAGGGCCCAAGAGGAAGAGGAUGACCAAGGCCCGGCAGGAGCGCUUCAAGGCGCGGCGUGUGAAGGCUAACGCCCGGGAGCGCUCGAGGAUGCAUGGGCUGAACGACGCUCUGGAAAACCUGCGCAGCAUCAUGCCCUGCCACUCUAAGACCCAGAAACUGUCUAAGAUCGAGACCCUGCGGCUGGCCCGCAACUACAUAUGUGCCCUGUCUGAAGCCCUGGAGGGGGACCAGUCCACGGAGAGCAGGGCCUUUAUGGAAACCCUGUGUAAAGGCCUCUCCCAGCCUACCAGCAACCUGCUGGCUGGCUGUCUGCAGCUGGGGCCUGGGGGGCAUAUCGAGGAGAGGCCUGAAGACAGGCAAGGGGGGAGAGGAGGACCCACAAUCCUGGGAGGGGUGGGGAUGGCUGUUGGACCAAUCAGCUACUCCUCCCCCGGCCUGCCCAGCCCGCCUUACGGCACACUGGACUCCGCCCACCUGCUCCACCUGAGAGGGAUGAAGGGAGGGGCUUAUGAGAGCCACUCCCCUAACGACUGUAACAGUGGGGUAGGCACCCCUCCCUACGAUGGCCCCCCCACACCCCCUCUCAGCAUUGGCAGUAACCUAGUGCUCAAGCAGGAGUCCUCGCCCCACUAUCUUCCCCCUCACCACUACCCCCCCUCCUCCAUCGGCCUGACAGGCCCCCAGGGACAGGUCUUGUACCAGAGCGCCCGCUACCAGGUGCCCCUGGAGAUGCCCUAUGAUUCAUACCGCCCUCCUCACAUGGCACCCCCACAGAUGGGCACCGUCUAUGGGGAUUAAGGUGUAGAGAGGACAGAUGGGGCAGAUGAGACUCUCCCCAACAACACACUUCCCCAACUGGCUCCAUCUUGACCAAUGACUGAGAUGUUGGGAGAAAUCUGACUUUGAUAUGAGAGACCCAUCUUAGUACUAAACACUGUGAAACCAGCCCAUCGUUGUGAACAACUGGGUAGUUACUUAGUAAAAAGUAGAAAGUGGAUUGUUGUUUACAUUUGUGUACUGUAAAGGUUAGUGCUCAACACUGUCAAAAUCAGCACAUGAUUGACAUUAAACCGCUUGUUUGCUGUGGUUGUUUCUGAACACCAAUUAAGCUAAAAGGCACCUCACUACUUGACCAUUUCCAAGGGGUUCACAAGAGGAGUGGGUCCUAUAGGUGGAAAGGCUGACUUGAAGAAAGACCUCAGCUUGAGCACUUCUGACCAGCACUCGGAACAUGAAACACAUCAUUCACAUGCAUUUAUUUAUUCUCUAAUGUAAUAUUUAUAUGAACUGCUGUUAGUCAUUUUGUGUCUAUCCUUUAUAUAUGUGUUUGGUCUUGGCCUUCUCUACUUGUGCUGUCCCUGUUACAUUGUUGACUGACUCUGAUAGUGUAUCUGUUUUCUCUCUUCUGUGUCCAUUUCUCCUUUGUGGUCAGUUAUUCCCUGUUUCACACAGAAAAAUAUUCUCAUAUAUAUUGCUAGCGUAGCUGAGGACCAGAGAGAAAACUGCCCAUGAGGAAGUGAGAAAUGUCUGCUGUUGUAAUGACAAGAACAAAUAUCAAUUACAAAAUCUGAUCACAGUGUAACUUAUUAGAGAUAUCAUUCUGUUCAGACACUUUCUCCAUUGCCAAAUAUUUAAAAAAAACGCAAAAAUGUUCCUCAAGAUGAUUACCUUUGGAUUGAAUUUUUGAACAAAAACGUUAUCCAUUAAAACCAUUUA
Molecule: messenger RNA, 2169 nt
Organism: Oncorhynchus tshawytscha (Chinook salmon)
Lineage: Eukaryota; Metazoa; Chordata; Actinopteri; Salmoniformes; Salmonidae
Product: neurogenic differentiation factor 4-like
Exons: 2
Coding region: 220-1251 (343 amino acids)
Molecular function (GO): protein dimerization activity
Source: RefSeq, a predicted model, not a curated record